This is a messenger RNA of Grammomys surdaster, 1532 nucleotides long. RefSeq names its product zinc finger CCHC-type containing 9 (gene Zcchc9). Bases 118 to 933 code for a protein of 271 amino acids. The transcript has 6 exons. Lineage: Eukaryota; Metazoa; Chordata; Mammalia; Rodentia; Muridae. The record is from RefSeq and is a predicted model, not a curated record. Gene Ontology annotation, molecular function: zinc ion binding; nucleic acid binding.
UACAGCGUCACUCACCGGCUUGAAGGCAUGCUGCAGACCCACAUAACCUGCAGACGCUAAGUUGCUUGGCACACAGGAUGCUGCCCUGAAGAUUAGUAAAGUACUUCUGAUCCAACCAUGACCAGGUGGGCUAGAGUUACUACUUCAAAUAAUAGGAGACCCUUGUCAGCGACAUCAUGGGAGGACAUGAAGAAGGGGUCUGCGGAGAAAGCAAACCAAAACCUUCCAGAUCAUAAGCCAUGUCAAAGCAGUGGGCUGUCCCUUAGAAACGAUGCCCCCCAAGCAAAACGCAGAAAGAACAAAAAGAAAAAAGAAUACUUGAACGAAGAUGUGAAUGGAUUCAUGGAGUACCUGAAACAGAGCUCACAAGUGCUUCACCAUGGACAGCUGACAGCAGCCGACAGCCGGGAAGUGAGGGAAGAAAUUGCCGUGGCCUUGAAGAAGGACAGUCGACGGGAAGGAAGGAGGCUAAAGAGACAGGCGGCAAAGAAGAAUGCAAUGGUGUGUUUCCACUGUCGACAGCCUGGCCAUGGGGUUGCUGACUGCCCAGCUGUUCUAGAGAGUCAGGACAUGGGCACCGGCAUUUGCUACCGCUGCGGGUCCACGGAGCACGAGAUGACGAAGUGCAGAGCUAACGUGGACCCCGCGCUUGGUGAAUUUCCUUUUGCAAAAUGUUUUGUCUGUGGAGAAAUGGGACACCUGUCCAGAUCCUGUCCUGAUAAUACAAAAGGAGUCUACGCUGACGGUGGUGGCUGUAAACUCUGUGGCUCCGUGGAACAUUUUAAGAAAGAUUGCCCUGAAAAUCAGAACUCAGAUCGGAUCAUCACAGUUGGUCGCUGGGCAAAGGGAAUGAGUGCAGACCACGAAGAUGUACUGGACGUGCCCAAGCCGCAGAAACCUAAAACCAAAGUACCCAAAGUUGUUAAUUUUUGAUAAGAAUUGGUACAGUUGUUAAGUACCACCUCAAGGUUAUUCUCCAAAGUAGACCAUUAGAAAUGAAAACUGGGCACCUGUGGAGGCAAACCUGCAUUAUAGACACCACUCUGACCUUGAUCGGGGCAGGUUGUUUACAAUCUUAUCUGUCAAGGAGUACAGGGUGAUUAGGAGUGUGUGUGUGUGUGUGUGUGUGUGUGUAUUGUCUUUCUGUCUGUCUGUGCCUGUGUGUCUGUCUAUAUUUGAAACAGAUUCUGUGUAGCCCAGGUUGGCUUCAAACUAAUAACCCUGCUUUAGCGUCCAGAGUACUGAGAUUACAGGCAAGGUGACUAAGAACAUAUUUUCACAGAUGUAACUCAGAAAUAACUAAGUGCCUCUAUACCUGAUUGUAGCAGUCAUCGAUAUACAUGUAAAUUAUAAAUCAAAAUUGACCCCUAAGCAAAGCACAUGCCUUUCAGCUUGUGAAUAAAUAAAUAAAUAAAUAUUUUGUUAUAUGCUCUUAAUUCAGAGUAUCAAUUUAUUGUAAUAGAAAUUUAUUUAUAUGUUGUCACAAACUCUGCAAUUUUUAAUACUGAAUAAAAUUAUAUGAGCUGUUUGUC